This is a messenger RNA of Microcebus murinus (gray mouse lemur), 1651 nucleotides long. Lineage: Eukaryota; Metazoa; Chordata; Mammalia; Primates; Cheirogaleidae. The record is from RefSeq and is a predicted model, not a curated record.
CACCACGGCGCUCUGGCCCGGGUGAUGGAGCGACACCCUGUCUCAAAAACAGCAGCAACAAAAAUAAUUCUUCCAGCGGUGAGAUAAGCCCAACUUCCAACUCGAUAAGCCCCGCUCUCCCUCCCGUUGUGGGUUGGGUUGGGCCGUGUGCUCCAGAAAGGAGUGUUGAGGCCCUAAUUCCCAAUACUGGUGAAAGGAGUGACUCGGAAACAGGUCUUUGUCAGCGCAACUAGCAUACGACCCGUUCGAUAUAGCAACAGUGGACACCAGGCUCCAGAACAGGCAGAGAGCUGCUGUUUAGAGCCACCCGGUUCCUGCCGUUUUGCCACGGUCACCCGGAAACAAACACACCCGCUUCGGUCCAGACCGUGUGGAGGAGACCAGCCACUGUCCAUGCCAAGAAAUGACUAAUCAAUGCAGGCGAUGGGCCGGUGUAUGGGUUUGGGAUCGGUUUGGGAUCGGUUUGGGAUCGGCUCUACGGCUGAGGUCUGGAAGGCACCGGGCGGGCUGUUCCAGGGCCGUGCACGCUUCCAGGGCAGAGGGCGUGAGGGGCAGGCAGGGCACCGCCCACACGCGUGUGAUCCCUUCAUAAGCUCAGUGGAAUUUUGCUGGGGCGGUCCGUGCAGCCGAAAUAAGGCGGGAGCCUCAGGCGGCCACUCCCAGCUGGCUGGCUCGCUCUGCAGCGGGGACCUUGCUGCCGUCGUUCGGGGGGCUCUCACAACCGGGAGGAAAAUGGGGUCCCCCCAGGACGACGCCUACCGCCUCCUGAACGAGUACUCCAACGGCUUCAUGGUGUCCCAGGUUCUGUUCGCCGCCUGUGAGCUGGGCGUGUUCGACCUCCUCGCCCAGGCCCCGGGGCCCCUGGACUCGGCUGCGGCGGCCUCCCGUCUGGGCUGCAGCCCCCACGGGACAGAGCUGCUGCUGGACACCUGCGCCGCCCUGAAGCUGCUCAAGGUAGAAGUGAGAGGAGGAAGAGCGUUCUACCGAAACUCGGAGCUGUCCAGCACCUACCUGGCCAGCGGCAGCCCCACGUGCCAGCGCAACAUGUUGCUCUACAUGGCCAGAACGACCUACCGCUGCUGGGCCCACCUGGCCGAGGCCGUGAGAGAAGGGAAGAACCGGUACCUGCAGGUGUUUGGCGUUCCCUCAGAAGAGCUCUUCAGUGCCAUCUACAGGUCGGACGCGGAGCGGCUGCGGUUCACGCGGGGCCUGCAGGAGGUCUGGAGCGUCGCCGGCCGCAGCGUGCUGGCCGCCUUCGACCUGUCCCCGUUCCCGCUCGUCUGCGACCUCGGGGGCGGCUCCGGGGCGCUGGCCAGGGAGUGCGCGUCUCUGUACCCCGGCUGCCAGGUCACCGUGUUCGACAUCCCGGAGGUGGUGCGCGCGGCCCGGGAGCACGGCGCGUUCCCCGCGGAAGGACGGGUCGGCUUCCGCGAAGGUGGUGGCCUCCUGGUGGUGGAGAGCCUGCUGGAUGAAGACGGGCGCGGCCCCCUCACCACGCAGCUGUACUCGCUGAACAUGCUGGUGCAGACGGAAGGGCGGGAGCGCACCCCCAGCCAGUACCGCGCCCUCCUCGCCUCUGCCGGCUUCCACGGCUUCCAGUUCAAGAAGACGGGCGGCAUUUAUGAUGCCAUUCUGGCCAGGAAUUAGCGCC